ACAGCGUGCAUCUUUCGUUCAACAGAUCCUGGCGCAGUACGCGAAACUGUGGAAGUUGACAUGUUUUCUCGAUGUCACUCGGUGCUAUCCACUUAUAUCCUGUUGCCAUGGCUAUUGCUGCUAUUUUCAGCACUGCGUAGCACAGAAAGGCACGUGCUUGCGCUGCGUUACGCUCAAGGCACCGGCGAUGAAAAUUGCGAAACUUUGAAAUCGGAAAUACAUCUUAUCAAGGAGGAAUUCGAUGAGCUUGGGCGGAUGCAAAGGACUUGCAAUGCGGAUGUGAUAGUAAAUAAGUGCGAGGGACUGUGCAAUAGCCAGGUGCAGCCGUCCGUCAUUACGCCGACGGGCUUUUUGAAGGAGUGCUACUGUUGUCGGGAGAGCUUUCUCAAGGAAAAAAUAAUCACUUUGACGCACUGCUACGAUCCGGAUGGUACCCGGCUCACGUCGCCCGAAAUGGCAACCAUGGAUAUACGGCUGCGUGAGCCCACCGACUGUAAGUGCUUCAAAUGUGGCGACUUUACGAGAUAAGCGCCAAAAAGCACAAAGUAAGAAAUGCAAUUUUUUUCGAGCCUCACUCAAAUAAAUGCUCAA
Messenger RNA from Rhagoletis zephyria (snowberry fruit fly), 591 nucleotides. RefSeq names its product bursicon subunit partner of burs (gene Pburs). Gene Ontology annotation, molecular function: neuropeptide hormone activity; G protein-coupled receptor binding. Gene Ontology annotation, cellular component: extracellular region; bursicon neuropeptide hormone complex. Lineage: Eukaryota; Metazoa; Arthropoda; Insecta; Diptera; Tephritidae. Gene Ontology annotation, biological process: G protein-coupled receptor signaling pathway. The record is from RefSeq and is a predicted model, not a curated record.